This is a messenger RNA of Sciurus carolinensis (gray squirrel), 897 nucleotides long. It is a transcript of the gene Asmt, whose product is annotated as acetylserotonin O-methyltransferase. Bases 1 to 897 code for a protein of 298 amino acids. Lineage: Eukaryota; Metazoa; Chordata; Mammalia; Rodentia; Sciuridae. The transcript has 7 exons. The record is from RefSeq and is a predicted model, not a curated record. Gene Ontology annotation, molecular function: O-methyltransferase activity.
AUGGGGUCCCCGCAGGACGGCGCCUACCUCCUCCUGAGCCAGCACGCCAGCGGCUUCAUGGUCUCCCAGGUCCUCUUUGCCGCCUGCGAGCUGGGCGUGUUCGACCUCCUGGCCGAGACCCCGGGACCCCUGGAUGCAGCGGCCAUCGCCGAAGGUCUGGGCACCAGCUUCCAGGGGACGGAGCGGCUGCUGGAAGCCUGUGUACCUCUGCAGUUGCUGGACGUGGACACCCGCGGGGGAAGAGCCGUCUACCGGAACUCGGGCCUGGCCAGCGCCUUCCUGACGCGCCGCGGGCCGCGCUCGCAGCGCCACAUGCUGCUCUACCUGGGCCGGACCACCUACCACUGCUGGGCCCACCUGGCCGAGGCCGUCAGGCAGGGCGGGAACCAGUAUCCGCGGGCGUUCGGCGUCGCGGCGGGGGACCUGUGGGCGGCCAUCUACAGGUCCCCGGGCGAGCGGCGGCAGUUCACGCGAGGCCUGCAGGAGGUCUGGAGCGUGGAGGGGAGGGCCGUGUUGACCGCCUUUGACCUGUCCGCCUUCCCUCGCAUCUGCGACCUGGGCGGGGACUUCUUCCAGGACCCUCUUCCGGAGGCGGAUCUCUACAUCCUGGCCAGGGUCCUGCACGACUGGGCGGAGGACAAGUGCUCCCAGCUGCUGGCCAGGGUCCACCAGGCCUGCAGGCCCGGCGGCGGGGUCCUGGUGGUGGAGAGCCUGCUGGACGAGGACCGGCGGGGCCCGCUGACCACGCUGCUCUUCUCCCUGAACAUGCUGGUGCAGGCGGAGGGCCAGGAGCGGACGCCCUCCCAGUACCGCCGGCUCCUGGCGGCUGCGGGUUUCCCGCGCUUCCGGUUCCAGAAGACGGGCGGCACCUACGACGCCGUCUUAGCCGGGAAGUAG